Nematostella vectensis (starlet sea anemone) is the source of this 722-nucleotide messenger RNA. Its product is annotated as prefoldin subunit 3. Lineage: Eukaryota; Metazoa; Cnidaria; Anthozoa; Actiniaria; Edwardsiidae. Gene Ontology annotation, cellular component: cytoplasm; prefoldin complex. Gene Ontology annotation, molecular function: tubulin binding. The record is from RefSeq and is a predicted model, not a curated record. The transcript is spliced from 6 exons. Gene Ontology annotation, biological process: tubulin complex assembly; microtubule-based process; protein folding. Bases 66 to 638 code for a protein of 190 amino acids.
AUUGUCUGUUUUAUUCUGUUUGGAAAUUCGGAGAAGGACUAAGCCCUAGUUACACCAAAAUCAAAAUGGCGGCUGAAGGCAAGGCGAGUUCGACUUCUUCUGUUUCAGAUAAAAAACACCGGGGAAUUCCCGAAGCGGGUUUCUUAGAUGAUGUGGGUAAAUUCAUGUCCACCAGUAGCUCUGAUUCGGCUGAGUCAGUCAUACGGAGUUUUGAUGAGCAGCUCCGCAAAUACAAAUUUAUGGAAAUUAACCUCUUGACCAAAAAGAAAAAACUCCAAGGUCAAGUCCCAGAUUUAAAAUCUAGUUUAGAGAUGGUUAAACUUCUUCAAGCAAAAAAGGAAAAAGGAGAAGAAACCCAUAGCAGAUUCUUAAUAUCAGACCAACUCUAUGCAAAUGCUAAGGUUCCACCCACAGAGAAAGUAUGUCUCUGGCUUGGAGCUAAUGUCAUGCUAGAGUAUUCCAUUGAUGAGGCUGAGGAGCUGUUACAAAAGAACCUUAAAACUGCUAUCAAGAGUCUGGAGGAACUGGAGGAUGAUUUGGGCUUUCUUCGUGAUCAGUACACUACAACGGAAGUCAACAUGGCCAGGGUUUAUAACUGGGACGUGAGAAGAAGACAGGCUCUUAAGGCCCAGUCAUAGGGAAUGUACAAUAUAAUGUGCUAUCUUUAUUUUAUAAUGUUUCUGUAUUGUAAUAUUUCAUUAAAAAUUGUUUUCAACAUCCAA